Closterium sp. Naga37s-1 is the source of this 402-nucleotide messenger RNA. The record is from the annotation of a GenBank genome assembly. NCBI's taxonomy places the organism in Eukaryota, Viridiplantae, Streptophyta, Zygnematophyceae, Desmidiales, Closteriaceae.
AUGGGUCCUCCAGCUCGUUCUUCAGGCACUGCAGGAUCCCCGUCUUCGGCCGAUUCCCGAGAGUCGACUAGGAGCUACGUGCAGAUGGUGCAGCACCUGAUUGAGCGAUGCCUGCUGCUCAAUUUGAGCCGUGAGGAGUGCGUCGUCGCCCUAGCGAAGCACGCGGGAGUCAAGCCUGCAAUCACUUCCACUGUGUGGAAAGCUUUGGAGAAGGAGAACCAGACCUACUUCGUCGAGUACUCUAAGCAGCGGAUUCGGCGACGGGCUGAGAGCCAACGGUUGCGUGCGCAGUACGCUAAGGACUGUGCCGAAAGAGUCUCCCAGUGCAUGGAUGUCUGGCGGCUGCCCGCUUCCGAGCAAAAGCCUACAACCGACGCGCUGUAUUGCGUCGCCGGCUUGUAA